UUUUUUUUUUUUGAACCACCAUGAAGGAACGCCGAAAGUCUCUGGACCACUCCUAACAUUCCCACAUGGCCUCCACUUUGCAAAGCUGGUAUUUGAGGGCUCACUGGUCUCCUCUCUACGCAUCUCUUCCCUGCAGGUGGUAGGACACAAAGCCAUUCAGGGCUGCAGAGAUGAGAGUAAUUAACCUAUCUGAUAAUUCAUGCUAUAUUUCCAGACGCCAGGUAAAGUUUCACUAAAGAGGGGCCCCCCCACCCCCAAAAGCGCUGGAAACAGAAUAGGUGGGGUUUUGCACAUCUAGAAACCUACACAUUGAGCUAUGUCCGCGACCCGAGGUACACGUGUGCAGAUUGGUGUUAGGAAACACAGGGACAGACAGGUAGGAAGGCACGAGGCUCACAGGUGGAUUUACGGUCAGGAGUAGCGCGCGGGUCCAGAGGCGGGCGCUAGGACCGCGCGGAGUGCCGGGGGUGGGCGGGGCUUUUGCGGUGCGCGCGCAGCCGCAGACGGCGGCCAGAUGGAGCCCGAGUCCGAACCCGCGUCUGUGGAGGUUCCCGCGGGACGUGUGCUCAGCGCCUCGGAGCUCCGCGCCGCGCGCUCGCGGUCCCAGAAGCUGCCUCAGCGGUCGCAUGGCCCCAAGGACUUCCUCCCGGACGGCUCGGAGGCUCAGGCGGAGAGGCUGCGCCUGUGUCGCCAGGAGUUGUGGCAGCUGCUGGCGGAGGAGCGCGUGGAGCGCCUGGGCAGCUUGGUGGCCGCGGAGUGGAGACCAGAAGAAGGCUUUGUGGAGUUGACAUCUCCUGCGGGGAAAUUCUGGCAGACCAUGGGCUACUCAGAGGAGGGACGGCAGCGGCUUCACCCCGAAGAGGCCUUGUAUCUGCUGGAGUGUGGCUCGAUUCAGCUCUUCUACCAAGACCUACCACUGUCUAUCCAAGAGGCCUACCAGCUGCUGCUGACCGAGGACACCUUGAGUUUCCUGCAAUAUCAGGUCUUCAGCCACCUGAAGAGACUGGGCUACGUGGUCCGCCGGUUCCAGCUAAGCUCAGUCGUGUCACCUUACGAGCGGCAGCUCAACCUGGAUGGCUAUGCCCAGUGCCUGGAGGAUGGGUCUGGCAAGAGGAAGAGGAGUUCUAGCUGUCGGUCUGUUAAUAAGAAGGCCAAGGCCCUGCAGAACUCCCUGCCGCCCGUCAGCUUGGCAGACUCCAGCCCACCUGCCUGUGACCAGAGUAGCCCAUACCCAGAGGAGAAACCUCGGGACUCAAGCCCUGAGCAGGGCUCGGAGCUCCCCAUGCAGUUUCUGGGGUCCCCAGAGCCUUGCCCUGAUCCGGGCAGGGAAGAUGCGGGGUGUGACCAGGAGAGUGACAAAAUAGAGAAUGGAGCCAAGGGGACCCCUAAGCCACGCUGGAACUUUGAGCGGAUCUCAUUCCCCAACAUGGCCUCAGAUAGUCGGCACACGCUCCUGCCUGCCCCAGCCCCAGAGCUGCUCCCUGUCAAUGUCAUUGGGCGAGGGACAGAUGCUGAGUCCUGGUGCCAAAAGCUGAACCAGCGGAGGGAGAAGCUCUCCCGGCGAGACCGGGAGCAGCAAGCAGAGGUCCGGCAGUUCCGGGAGGAUGUUAACGCCGAUCCCGAGGUGCAGGGCUGCUCCACUUGGCAGGAGUACAAGGAGCUGCUGAGGAGACGACAGAUGCAAAGGAGCCAGCCCCGACCUCCACACCUAUGGGGCCAGUCUGUUACCCCCUUGCUGAACCCCGAUACAGCCGAUUCUCCAGCCGCCGUCCUGCAACGUAUCUCUGUACUGCAGACAACGCACCUUGCUGAUGGAGGUUACCGGCUGCUGGAGAAGUCUGGGGGCUUGGAGAUCAGCUUCGAUGUUUACCAGGCUGACGCUGUGGCUACGUUCCGGAAAAACAGCCCUGGCAAACCCUACGUGCGAAUGUGCAUUAGUGGGUAUGAAAUGACUGAGUGCCGCCAGCCGCCGCCAGCCCGUCCCUCCACCCCUGUCCCCGAGAAGAAUCUGAGGUCCAGAGGGGUUAAGUGCCCCUAUCUACGGCCAUAUGGCUGGUUGGUGCCAUGGGAACCCAAGAUUCCCAUCCUUGGCUCCACGUUACUGGCUUUUGGGGGGGGGGGUAGUCUUUCUCGUCUUCCACCUUUAGCCCUGGACUUACUCAGCAGAAAGGACUUGAUUUGGAGGGAUUUACUGGCUAAGAGUGGUGAGAACCCACACGCCCUAUCCCUCCACUCUGGGGCUCUCCUGAAAGCAUUCAUCAGAGCCCCGGAGUCUGCAGAAAGCAGAGCCCAGAGGCCAGUAUUCUUGUAACCCCAUCUCUUGUCUGACAGCCUUCCUGCCCUGGAAGGCCAUGGUUGGCUAUGACGGGGUCUCAGUCUACUCUUCCUUCUCACAGGUUUGAUGAACCUGUCCCAGACCUCUGCAGCCUCAAGCGGUUGACCUACCAGAGUGGGGAUGUUCCCCUGAUCUUUGCUCUGGUGGAUCAUGGUGACAUUUCCUUCUACAGCUUCAGAGACUUCACACUGCCCCAGGAUCUGGGGCACUGAACACAGCUCUGGGAAUGGCUUUCUCCGGGGUGGGGCCUGGACUGCUCUCAGGGACCGUGUCGGCUGUCUCUCAUACAGGACUCACCUGGACCUGGCCACUGGGAUCUAUGGUCCUAGGUGUCUUCUGUUUGUAGGGAAGAAGAGCACGCCCUCUUGCCUGGUUAUUGUGCUUUCAAGCCCACUGCCUGGAAGUGCUACCUGGCAGUGACCGCCCCUUGGAACUCAGGAGUUGUUUUCAGAGGCCCAGGAGUUGGGGUAGAAGAGGAGACUCUGUGCCUUUAUUCAAGGGGGUGCCUGCUUCGUGCCAUAAAGCCAAAGCCAUUAAAAAAAAUAUUUUCUGC
Molecule: messenger RNA, 2888 nt
Organism: Rattus norvegicus (Norway rat)
Lineage: Eukaryota; Metazoa; Chordata; Mammalia; Rodentia; Muridae
Source: RefSeq, a predicted model, not a curated record